Molecule: messenger RNA, 1032 nt
Organism: Panicum hallii
Lineage: Eukaryota; Viridiplantae; Streptophyta; Magnoliopsida; Poales; Poaceae
Product: putative cyclin-dependent kinase F-2
Exons: 2
Coding region: 1-1032 (343 amino acids)
Biological process (GO): regulation of mitotic cell cycle; protein phosphorylation
Cellular component (GO): nucleus
Molecular function (GO): ATP binding; cyclin-dependent protein serine/threonine kinase activity
Source: RefSeq, a predicted model, not a curated record
AUGUCCGCCGCCGCCGCCGAAGUUGAGACUGUUGCCGCCUCCAUGACUGACACUGUCGCCACCCGGCUCGCGGCCAUCUGCGACAUGAUCCAUGCGCACCGCGCCUCCGGGACGCCGAUCAGCGCCAGGCGAGCCGCCGCCAUCUCCGCGAUGAUCGACGACGUCGCCGCCACCGCCGCCGAGGGGAGGCCGAGGGCGUUCAGGCGGAAGCGUCGGAUGGCCAGCGCCCGCGGGUACAAGCAGGAGGGCCGCAGGCUCGGCCAGCAGGGCGGGCGCGGCGCCGUCAUCGUCAGGGCGAGCCACCGCGCCACGGGCCGCGCCGUCGCCGUCAAGUCCCUCCACCGCAGGAGCGGCGGGAGCUACGUCGGCGACGUCCUGCGCAAGGCCUGCUUCGCGGCGGCCGGCGGGGGUCACCCCUCGCUCGUCACGUUCCGCACCGUCGCGCGCAAGCCCGGCACCACGGACUACUCCAUCGUCAUGGACUACGUCGGGCCGAGCCUCAGGGCAGUCAUGGGUGACCGCGGCGGCCGGCCGUUCCCGGAGGCCGAGGUGCGCCGCAUCAUGCGGCAGCUGCUGGCCGGCCCGACAACAUCCUCGUCGGCGACGGCGGCGCCGUCAAGAUCUGCAACUAUGGGCGCCGAGAAGGACCCGCCGUGCUACGACCCGGCCGGGACGUGCGCUUACGUCGCGCCGGAGGUGCUGGUGAAGAGCGCCGACCACGGCGCGCUCGUGGACGCGUGGUCGCUCGGCUGCGUGAUGGCGGAGCUCCUCACCGGGAAGCCGCCGUUCGUGGGGGAGGACGAGGCGCACCAGCUCUUCAAGAUCUUCGACGUGCUCGGCGUGCCGUGCAGGAGUGCGUGGCAGGCACUGAAGCCCCAGGUCCACGACGGCAAGGCGCAGCUGUGGCGAGCGCGGCAGCAGCGGCGAGUGGGGCGCCGUAACCGGCGGCGCGAGCUGGUCCCGGAGGAGACGCUGUCAGGCGAAGGUUUUCAGGUCCUGAAAGGGCUCUUGUCGUGCGAUCCCGAGAAGUGA